AUGGAGGCCCUGCCCGAGCUCUGCUCCAUCUUCCAGGGAGAGGUUGCUACAGUGACGGAAUAUGGGGCAUUUAUAAAAAUUCCAGGCUGCAGGAAACAAGGCCUUGUCCAUAAGACUCACAUGUCCUCCUGCCGUGUGGAUAAACCCUCAGAGAUAGUAGAUGUUGGGGACAAAGUAUGGGUGAAGCUUAUCGGAAAAGAGAUGAAAGAUGACAAACUGAAGCUUUCCCUCUCCAUGAAGGUUGUUAACCAAGGCACGGGAAAAGACCUCGAUCCAAACAAUGUUUCCCUUGAUCAAGAUGAGCGGAAGAAACGCACGUUCAGAGACUAUACCAGUCAGAAGAUCACGCUUGAGGCUGUCUUGAACACUGUGUGCAAGAAAUGCGGUUGCAAAGGUCAUUUUGCCAAGGAGUGUUUCGUGCAGCCUGGAGGUACCAAAUAUAGCCUCAUUCCAGAAGAGGAGGAAGAGGAGGUGGCAGCAGCAGCAGAAAGAGAUAAAAAGACCAGCCUGGCUGACGAGUCUUCAAAAAAAAGGAAAAAGGAGAAGAAGAAGAAGAAGAAGCACAAGAAUAAGCAGCCCUCCGAGUCGGACUCGGACAGCUCGGACUCGGACAGCGAUGGGGCUAAGCCAGCUGGCAAGAGGACCAAGCAUUCGGGGAAGCCCAGCAAGGCUCAGAAGAAGAAGAAGAAAAAGAAGCACAAGAAGAAGCCGCGGGACUGA
Opisthocomus hoazin is the source of this 720-nucleotide messenger RNA. The record is from RefSeq and is a predicted model, not a curated record. Lineage: Eukaryota; Metazoa; Chordata; Aves; Opisthocomiformes; Opisthocomidae.